Messenger RNA from Paramuricea clavata, 4162 nucleotides. The record is from the annotation of a GenBank genome assembly. NCBI's taxonomy places the organism in Eukaryota, Metazoa, Cnidaria, Anthozoa, Malacalcyonacea, Plexauridae.
UUGAUAUGUGAUGCUGUGCUUGCAGCGGCCGGAAAACUACAUCAGUCGCUGUAUGAAAACGAUGAAUUUCAAUUGGAUAUUCCUUUUAUUCAUUUUACCUACUCCUUAAUUCAAGCUCGUUUGGUAAACUUUUCUGAACUUGUUCAUGCUGUUCCUGAUAUGGUUCAAACAAUAUUGAAAAAACGUGAUCAAUUGGAUGUUGGUGAAAUGGUUUGUAUUACCCAUCAUAGUAAAACAGUAACGAAAUUGUUUUUCAAUUCUGUUAAUUCCUCUUUAUCAUCGGUUAAGCUGUUGGUGAGGUAACUUAUAUCUUGGCCUUCUGCGUAAAUGCAUGCGUGUACUUCUAAACCGAUAUGCAGCUGGUGCCUUUAAAAGUUUCGAACUUUGAUUUACCUAGAACUGUAGAAAAACCCCACAUAAAACUAAAACAUCCAUUAUGCUGAAACAACUUUUGUUGUAUCGAAUUAGGGCAACAAAAUAUUUUUCAUUGAAUCCCCAUGACCUUUUAGUAAUUUGUUUAAAUCAGCAGAAUUGGUAACAUGAACUUCGUUGGUCUGCAAUAAUCAGGGGCGCCGGAAGCAACAUGAAGCGGCGGGGGACCCAUUUAAAAAGGGCACUUACUCUUGAGCCUUAUUUUUUUUUUUUGGGGGGGGGGGCAAUGUUCGUUAACAGUUUGCUGUAUAACGGAUUGCGGAUACUUCAUUACUUGUAGCUAAUACAGUUAGACAAAUUUCGGCAUGGAUUGGAACAUUUUUAUUCGUUGCAUGACACUAAAGACUAAAAUGUAUUGUAAAGCAACAUGACAGUUGUCAGUUACUUAGGAAGGCUUCCUUUUUCACUUUUUCUCAUAGGUGGAAACUGAUUGGUAACGUUUCUGAGAGGAAUUCAGAUUCAAAUAUGAGCUAAAUUGUUUAAAAACAAUUCAUGUGAAAAACGCACGACGUUCGAAAUGCAGUUCUGGUAAAAAAGGCAACCUGCUGCCCGUGCUGCCCCCGCACUGUUUAGGCAACGGGGGCAGCUGCCCCCGUGGUUCCGGCGCCCCUGCUGCAAUUAUUGCUGAUUACGGGUGGCUCCCUACAAUUUUAGGUCUGUGUCACGGAAAUUUUGUCAACGCGCGAGAUUAGUAGUGCUACACGCAACACGCGUGGUCGACGUUGCACGCGUGGCGGGUUUUUUGAAUUUGCGGUUCCAACGAAUAUAUUUAUUGCGCUAAAACAUCGUGAUAUACACGCGCGGACCUUCGUGGGAUUGUCGGCUGGUCACGCGAGGAAAUUGAAAUCCUGAUUUUUGUGACGUCACAUAGAUAAAAUAAAUGUAUUUUUCUCGUGUUUCUUUCUGUAAUUUUUUUAAAACUUCACACACUUUCCUGUAAUCUUGAAGUGCGUAAAAUGUGCACAUUUUAAGAAAAUCGUACGAGCCGAAUUUUUUUUAUUCCAAAAACAGGCCUUUCUGAGGAUUAAAAAAAAUUCUCGUACGAUUUUUUUUAAAUGCUAUCAUUUGAAGGAAUUAUAGGUAGAUUACUGUGUGCGAAAAAUUAAAAAGUUUUGCCGAAGAAAUUUUCAAAAAAUGAUUAAAGAAUCAUUAUUACAAUUACCAUGGCAACGGGGAUUUUUAACGACAUUUUUUAUUUCUCGUAAAUCGCGAUAUUGUAGCAGUUAUGUGGCGGAGUUUCGUGAUUAUACUUUGCAAGAUGAUGAAAUAAUUGUUUUAAUACAAUUGUGUGCUGUACAAUCAAAACUGUAGGGAGCCACCUUGAGACGUCAUUGUGAAUAUUUUGGAUAUAUACUAGACGUUUCCAAUACUAUGCUGCAAUUUGACUGAUUUAAAUCCAGUUCUAGUACUUGGAUUUAUAGUCUUGAACAUCAAGUAGAGAUUUUAAAUAAAGAGUCCUAAUAAAAUUUCUAUUUGGACUAUUACAUAAAAACAAGAAAAAUAGCCUGCCAGUAAUCAGACAUUAUAAACAACUUAUUAGUUCACGUCAGCUUAAAAAGAAAGAAAAACUCUUCUCGAAGUUUCGAGCGUAUAGAACCAUCGUCACAAGAGUUGGUAGGUAUAGGAUACACUGCUUUUAUACUAACGUUAUACAAAGGUAGUAAAUUUUAGGAAAACAAACCAAUCAUGACAAUAACAAGGUCAACACAUUUAUAUUAUUAAGUAAGUCUGCACACAGUUUCCAAACCAAUCUGACAAAGCAAGAAUUAACAAAGUUUUGCUGAAAAUUUCUUACAAUUAAGCGGCUAUCUAUUUCAUCAGAAUUAGUAAAAUUGCAAAGUUUAAGCGCAAGAUAUUAUAAAAUAAGGAUAAUAUGCCUUUAUAUGCAAAAUUUUGAUAUUCUGUAUACUUUUAUAUUGCGGAAGCUGUUUUUUUUCUUGCCGGGAGGGCAGAUCGCAGAAGCAAUUAAAUAUCUGCUUCUGCGAUAUAAAAAUAACUAUAUCUAAAGUGCGUAAACCUUAUACAAGGCCAUGUUCCUAUCGUAGGUUUUGCAUGAAACGAAUUUCAUCUAUUUUGAUAUUUUACCAUUUUGUUUGUAAUUGGUGAUGUAGGCAUGCAUUUACUACAGUAGGGCCUAUAAGUUGUCAGGGUACAAUAUCAGUAUACUAAUUCAACUCAACCAGAGCGAGAACGCUAUACAAUUCUAUAUAAUCUCUACAAACCAUGGUUGAAUUGACUCUUGGCACUUGCCACUAAGAUUUGCAAUUUUACUACUGUUGACGUGCUCUUAAGCUGUGGUGCUAGAUCUUUAAUUCCCUGCCUUAUUAAAAAUUUGAAUAUCCCGUGAAAAGGUCUUAUAAAUAGUGUUAGAAAAACUGCUAUAUACAGACCAAGGCAAUACAUUGUAAGACUGAUUAAGUCACUUCAUGAUUCUGAUGCUUUAGUACAUCUUUUGCUUAUUUAAUUGUUCAUUUGCAAUACUUUCAGAUUCUGGAUGUGGUGGCACUUGAGUGUUGCUUGCAGCAAUUGGAACCAAAACCUAGAGAUCUAGAGAACGCUGAUAAUAGGUUGAUUUGGUGUAACCGAGUUCAAUGCAUUUUUCCUAUCAUACAAGUUAUGGAAGGUUUGAUUCCAAGACCGUCGCAACAACAGAUAGGAAAUGGUGACAAUGAGGCUAGGUUUCCUGCUCGAAUUUUUGGAGAAAGAUCUACUCAUUAUUUACAAAACUGCAGGUGUGUACUCAUCCUAUCCACUCCGUGACCCAUCGCUCUUUCUAGAGUGGGUUGCUUCUGAAUACGUAUAAGGUUACACAACUUUUCAUCAUACACACCUAUGAAUUUACGUUCUGUAAUACAAAAAAGUUUUCAUAAAUGUGUUGGGCCCAACUGAAAUAGGCCAAAAAUAUGAAUUCACAGCAACGAUGUAUAAUAUUGAUCACGUUUUCUCUGGUUUCCAAGAGCAUCCCCAUCUUGUUGGCAUGAGAUGGUCCUCGAGUAUUUCAUCCCUCGAAUAUUUCACGCUGCAACUUCAGAUCACCCCUGACAAAGACACUGGACUGUAGUUUCGAAACGUUGGACCGUGAAUGCAUUUCGACUGAACUUUGCAUUCAUUCAUUCAUUCAUUCACUAUACAGCAGCGAGCGAAAACCUAGGCUAUGCACUGCAUAUCUACUUUCAGAAAUCUAAACCGAUGGGAGGGAAUUACCUACACUAGUGCUAUUAUAGUGAUCAAUCCAAGCAGAGAAUUAUUUGCAAGUCUGCCGUGGAGGAGAUUGGAAACUACAUCUGAUAUACCCUUGAAAUAAUAUUUAUAUUUGUUCACGGAUAGAAUAUUUCAAUAUAUACAUGCCCCAAUUGUACUACGUGUGGUCGCGAGUUAUCUGACGCCUUGCGAAUGUAUGUUUUUUCAAACGUUAUAGCACAACGGAUGUACAAAAAUUGUACCUUUUGUCAAGUGGUAUACUGUAUUCCAAUCGUCUAAACAUUACGUUUAAGCAUUUUCCGACUUAAACUGACAUUGCUUAUUCUUUAAUUUCAUGUGUUUUUUUAAAUGAAACCAAUAACCAUGUAAACGUUUGAAUUAACUUGCAUGAUAAAUACACGAACGUAUUUCUCUUUUUAGAACCACGUGGAUUCGUCUAGAUGUUGUACGUAUGUUUAUUGAACAUACAUGUCCACCUGGACAGUCAACCCAUCCAGCAGAUGCAAAGAACGCUUUUCUACUGUCGAAG